AUGGAAUACGAGGUGUACCGACACAACAGCGCAGACGAUGAGGACUUCAACAGAAUCAACCAGUUUUACAAGCAGGUUCUCCAGGAGGACAAGGACUUAUGCAAUGGUGCGCAGAAAAACCUGAAUAACAAUAUUUUUAUCAAUGGACAGCUGCAUCCCGAGAAGGAAAAGGACACGGUGCGCGAGCAUGUAAUGAGGCACCGCGCGCAAGAGGAGAAGGAAAAUGGCGGUAAGGAAAUCUGGCCCGCGUCACCCAAGCCAGCCAAAGCAAUGGAGACGGGCAAACUGCUGGAGGAAGAACUGUUUUGUGCUGGUCUGGUGACGGGCGCUUGCCAGGGCCCUUCGGAGUUGAGCCAGUUGGCGUGGUAG
Messenger RNA from Colletotrichum spaethianum, 369 nucleotides. RefSeq lists its product as uncharacterized. Gene Ontology annotation, molecular function: 2 iron, 2 sulfur cluster binding. Lineage: Eukaryota; Fungi; Ascomycota; Sordariomycetes; Glomerellales; Glomerellaceae. The transcript is spliced from 2 exons. The record is from RefSeq and is a predicted model, not a curated record. The coding region runs from base 1 to 369 and encodes 122 amino acids.